Molecule: messenger RNA, 807 nt
Organism: Penicillium malachiteum
Lineage: Eukaryota; Fungi; Ascomycota; Eurotiomycetes; Eurotiales; Aspergillaceae
Exons: 1
Coding region: 1-807 (268 amino acids)
Source: RefSeq, a predicted model, not a curated record
AUGGCCGAGUACAAGAAGAUCCCCGGAGAGGACUCACAAUCCAGCGAUAACGACUCUGUUGUCGCUGAACAAUGGACCAAAUACGAUCACCUCCGAAAUUUUGGCGUCAGGACCGUGAUUUUCAUUCUCCUUGUGCAGAUUAUAACGUAUCUCGCGAUUGUUCUGCUCCUAGCAUGGAUCCUCAAAAAUCAAACCUCAUACCACAACUUGGACGGCAACGAUCUAGAGAAUACCGGUAUCAAUCAAGCUCGCACAGAUAUAACAUCUUGCGGAAGUACCCCUGCUGAAGCCAUCGCGGCUCAUUGUUUCUUCGACCUUUUCUCAUUUGGAUGGACCCCACCAGAAUGUACGGACUUGCAACUUUACAAUGAGAGCCUGACGACUUUGAAGUCUCAGCUAGAAGGCUCUCCAGCAUUCUACACCCUUUCCAGUUCCAGCUCCCCGCUUCCACUGGGGUCUUCAAAGUACACUAUGCUGCCUUUUUCCGCAAUAGAAAACUAUGCGCUAGGCACAGCAUCCUCUACAGAUUCUGAGCUCCUCAUGAAUGGCAAAGAGGUGUUCGCAACAUGGGAAUACUAUCUAGUUUCAUGCACAUAUGGAUGGCAAAAGGUGCAAAGAGCAGCGAUGAGAAAUUGGCCAUUGGAGGAGUGGUCUGCGAGCUAUUCAUUAGCAGCACAUUGCGGGCCUGAUUUAUUGACAAGACAAAAGCGAGAAAGUGAGAGUAUCGUGUCACGACAUACACCUUGGUAUCCAAGAUGUGGGUUAGAAGCAAAGGACCUGAGGAGGGAGAUUGCAGAUAUAAUCUAG